AUGGACACGCUCGAGAUACAUGUGUGCACGGGGGUACUUAUCAACCCAUGGGCCGUGCUGAUUCCUGCAUCUUGCAACCGACCGGGCUUCCCUUUGGUGAGGGUCAAAUCAUCAAACUUGAAUGGAGUUGGCCCAUCAGAGCAACAGGAGAAGUUGAAGGUCUGCCAAAAGAUCGUCCAUGCUGACUUCGAGGGCCGCACUGAGGGCAGCAACAACAUCGCCCUGCUCAUUCUUGGCAGAAAUGCAUCGACCCCUGUAGAUAUGAUGCCAGGACUGAAGGCUUUAGAGGACUGUGCCGAAAAACCCCAAAUGUAUGGAUGGUUUGCCCCGACACUCAACAGUGGCCCCUCAGAAGAUCUGAAGGUCGUCGAUAUGAAGCCCGUGAAGAGGACGGAGUGUGAGGACAAGUUUCCAGGAUUGUCAAGCGGAUCUGUUUGCUUGGAGACUGACUUGGCCCAGGGAAUGACAUGGAGCCCUGGGGCGGUGCUCACCUGCAAGUCAACAGAUGUCAUCGGCAUGAUGACCCACACACUGCCUGGCAGUCGCCCAGAUCUUGGGCCGUCGCCUAACACAAGGCUGCCUUACGUGUUCACUUCUGCUUGGGAGCACCGCGAAUGGAUCAAGGCCCUGGGUGGCAAAAGGUCCGAGGUGCUGUACAACGAGCUUGAUGAUGAGUGCCAAAAUAUCGAGACUGGGGUGUGCAAGGUCAAUGCUGACGGCACAGAGUCAUGCAAGGCAACUGCCGAUGUGCCCAGUGAUUGA
Ostreobium quekettii is the source of this 762-nucleotide messenger RNA. The record is from the annotation of a GenBank genome assembly. NCBI's taxonomy places the organism in Eukaryota, Viridiplantae, Chlorophyta, Ulvophyceae, Bryopsidales, Ostreobiaceae.